This is a messenger RNA of Xylaria bambusicola, 1028 nucleotides long. RefSeq lists its product as uncharacterized. The coding region runs from base 85 to 936 and encodes 283 amino acids. The transcript has 2 exons. The record is from RefSeq and is a predicted model, not a curated record. Lineage: Eukaryota; Fungi; Ascomycota; Sordariomycetes; Xylariales; Xylariaceae.
CCUCUCCCGUCAUUCCAGGCUUCAUACAACAACACCAUCCAGCAACAUCCAUACCAAUACUCUCAUUCCUUCAACGACCCAAACAUGAGCACGAUAACCGACUUUACCCUCGGCAGGGAGGAAUUCCCCUGUGACUCCUCUGCCAGGAGCUUCUCAGUGGCGUCAGCUCCCGGCGCCGUUCCCUCGCCGUAUACUCCCACCUCCGGCCGGUCAACGCCGGUCCUACUACCGUUUGGCAAUAACAUCUUCCCGACGGGGUCAGAGCCCGUCAAUUUUCUGGACAUGGGCUAUCCUUUCCAACAACAAUUAGUGUCUCCACCGUUGGAGUACACUCAACCACAUUGCUUGACAGAAUCUUUCGGCUCAUACACGGGUAUGCCAACCUUGGCGUGGCAGACAGACGGACAGCCCUUGUAUGGGGAGAGGUUCACCCCUGACGUAAACGCUGCCAUGGGGGAAGCAAUAUAUCCUCCCUCAUACUUCUCUAUCCAAGAGAGAAGUGCUGCUCUGCACCAAGUUCAAGGCCGCUGUCGUAUCAACAAGCGGACAAAAGUUCCCAUGGUGAUGGUAGAGCGACGCAAUGCGUCAAAUCUAGAAAGCAUACCAGCUAUGGUAUGCACAUCAGGGGCACACAAGUGCCCACAUCCAAACUGUCGGGACCGGAAGCCUUUCAAAAGACAAGAGCACUUGAAGCGUCAUCAGACAACGGUACAUGGAGGCUUAGAUUCAGUAAAGUGCCAAUUUUGCUCAGGUCGUUUCAACCGCAACGACAAUUACCGGACCCACCUCAAACUACACACUGAAACUGGAGGUCGAACUCCAUAUUUUGCGGAGGCCCAAGCUGUCUAUGAAGAAGAGAUGCGGAAAACGAAGCAGAGACGGCAGGGUAACAAAAGAUCAGGUGCAAGGGCAGACAGACGACGAGUGCCAAGUUAGAGCAAUAAUACUUGGCGGGUUUGUCUUAGGUCAAAAAGUCACUCUGUUUUCACGGGGACGUGUUUUUUUGGAUUGCGAGGCGUUCUUUUGGG